AUGCGAUGCGCGAGCAAGGCCGCCGAGAGCGCGUCUGCACGUCUCUGUGCGGACGCCGAAGCAGAAACAACAGCAACUGAUGUCUCAUCGGUUGCUGAAGCGACUCAGCCUGUGUCACUUGGUGAUGCAGGCGCUGGUCAUGAAGACACUCAUGUCUUCACAGAGUAUGAUCUCGGAGUCUCAUACUCUCCUGAUACGGAAGACGGAUCCAUAUCGACGGCGAUUGAAAGAUGCCACCACGCGUAG
Messenger RNA from Peronospora matthiolae, 246 nucleotides. The record is from the annotation of a GenBank genome assembly. Lineage: Eukaryota; Oomycota; Peronosporomycetes; Peronosporales; Peronosporaceae.